AUGGUCAAGAGAGAACAGGCAGACCGAGAGUGAGUGACGGUGUCGUGGCUGAACAGAUGGACAUGGAGUCGGCCGUGGCCCUGUGACAGGGUAACGGAGGUUGCUGGUUUGGUUCAGGCUGGCCAGACAGAGUAGCCUGGGCGUCACCGCGUCAUGCUUUGCCACGUGGGUAACAUACCCCUUACCCCCCUGCUCCUCUCGUUACAGGAGACAGCAGCAGCAGAGACCACCGGGGGGAGGAGGAGGAGACCGGAAGACUCAGAAUCUUCAGCAGCAGCAGUCUCCACAACAAAAACCUCCAUCUAAUCAACAACAACAACCAGUCAAUCAACAGCAGAAUGACCAGCAGCAGCCCGGGCCAGGGGGCAACGCCAGACACCCUCGUGACCAGCAGCAGCAGGGAGGACAGUGUGGGGGUAGCCAUGGGCAGCAGUUCCAGGGCCACGAUGGGCAGCACCAGGGGCCCCCCCACCAUGGCUACAGCCAGAACCGCCGCUGGCACCACAACCAGCAGGGGCAGGGAGGAGGACAGGGACUGCGGGUGCAGGGUGGCCCGGCAGGGGACAGAGAUAGGGGGGCAACCCCAACGGGAGACGGAGACAAGGGGGCACCACCGAGAAAAACCAAAGAGACUGAGAAUGUAAAGGCAGCGGAGGCCAUCACCAGGCUGGAGCCAGAGAGCUCCAGGGGCCCCAAUGAGGGGCCUCCCAGCCAGCCUGGGGGCCAGGGUGGCCCUAAAGUCAGUCUUCUGCCGUCGUCCAAGGAGAGGCUGAGGAGGAGGCUAAAAGACAAGGUAAACUAAAGCUGUUUUACUGUCUUAUCUGUCUGUCAAUCACCAUCAGGCUUAAACAUGCCAAGGCCACACCUUCCCCUUUCUACACACACCCACACACACACACACACACACACACACACACACACACACGCAUGCACAUUACACCACAUGCGCAUUGCAUACACACACAUAAACACACAGUAACUAAUGCACCUUUUUAGAUGCAUACAAAGUCAUUCACACACACACAGGUUUCUCAGUAAGGGUUCCGUCUGGGUUAACAGCGGUGGCUUGUCUGUAGAUUUUGCUGUAGUGGGUAAACUUCUCUCUCGUUGGGAGGAGGAUAAGUAGCUGGCGCCACAGCCUUUGAUGUUUUCCGCUGUGUGCUAGGCUUUUGUAUUGCUGGUCUCAGCUCCCACGACCCCACAACCAGCCCAGCCUCAGCCAAGGACUACUUCCUUCUCCCUCCAUCUAAGGUUGUGUCCCAAAUGGCACCCUAUUCCCUAUAUAGUGCACUACUUUUGACCAGAGCCCCUAUGGACCCUGUUCAAAAGUAGUGAACUAUAUAGGGAAUAGGGUGCCAUUUGGGACGUACCCUAACUCAUUUCUAACGCUGUGUGUUUGUUUAGUUUGCAAGUAUCCCUUACAGCCUCCGACAACAAGACUGGGAUUAACUGACAGCUUCAAACACGCCGAUCUGGAGGGAAAACACAGGCUGUGUCUGAUGGCACCCUAUUCCCUAUAUAGGGCACUACUUUUGACCACGGCCCAUAGGGGUCUAGUCAAAAGUAGUGCACUAUAUAGGGGAAUAUUGUGCCAUUUGGGACGCAGACACAGAGAGGAAUUUUGCUAAAUGGGAGGAAACAUGGGAUAUUAUCCUCAGCCAGGUCUCUGUCUGCGUUUGAGUCCAGGGUUGUAUUCAUUAAGGCAUACCGUUUGAAAUGGAAAACUAAAACUGCAUUUCUAAUUGGAUAAAUCCAUGUAAUACCUGUUUCGGUCCACUUUCUUCCGUUCUGUGCCUAGUGAAUAAGGCUAGCUCUAUGUGCUGUGUUGUAUGGUGAGAAUACCCUGACCCGCCCUGUGGUCUAACUUUUAUAUGGGGUUAAGGCAGCACAUUGAUUAUGUCAUAUCCUAUUGAUCUAUUGUCAAACCAUAUUUCCUCUCUCAGGAGCUUUUUUACUCCCUGGGUCGUUCCACCUCAAAAAGCACAGGAAAGAGGAUUUCGACACCCACCAUCUCAGAUUGUGCUGAAAUCAUUUCUGUAGUUAAAAACAGACAAAAUUAGCAUUCCUGAAACAGUAUUUUGUUUAAAUAUAAUUAGAUCUCUGAAAAAUUAAGCUAAUUGAUUGCAUCCAAAUUUUACAUUUUUAUUUAUAUUAUUCAAAUAAUAUUCAAUAAAUAUAAUACCGAACAUCCGAUUGGGACCAUAAUUCUUCCUAACAAUGAGUAAGACAUGAGAAAUCCAAUAAAAUGAUCAAAAGCCACCAACGGACCACCCAUGCCAAUCAAAUCACAUUUUAUUUGUCACAUGUGCUGAAUACAACAGGUGUAGAGCACGGCGCUUGUAACGCCAAGGUAGUGGGUUCGAUCCCCGGGACCACCCAUACACACAAAAAAUGUAUGCACGCAUGACUGUAAGUCGCUUUGGAUAAAAGCGUCUGCUAAAUGGCAUAUUAUUAUUAUUAUUAUUAUUACAGUGAAAUGCUUACUUACAAGCCCUUAACCAACAAUGCAGUUUUAAGAAAGAAUACCAAAACAAAUCACAAAAAUAAAUAAAAGUAACAAAUAAUUAAAGAGCAGCAGUAAAAAUAACAAUAGCAAGGCUAUAUACAGGGGGUACCAGUGCUGAAUCAAUGUGCGGGGGCACCGGUUAGUCGAGGUAAUUGAGGUAAUAUGUUCAUGUAGGUAGAGUUAUUAAAGUGACUAUGCAUAGAUAAUAAACAGUUUGUUAGUUUGUUGGUGAUGUGGACACCAAGGAACUUGAAGCUCUCAACCUGCUCCACUACAGCCCCGUCGAUGAGAAUGGGGGCGUGAUCGGUCCUCUUCUUUUUCCCUGUAGUCCACAAUCAUCUCCUUUGUCUUGAUCAGGUUGAGGGGGAGAUUGUUGUCCUGGCACCACACGGCCAGGUCUCUGACCUCCUCCCUAUAGGCUGUCUCGUCGUUGUUGGUGAUCAGGCCUACCACUGUCGUGUCAUCGGCAAACUUAAUGAUGGUGUUGGAGUCGUGCCUGGCCAUGCAGUUAUGAGUGAACAGGGAGUACAGGAGGGGACUGAGCACGCACCCCGACAACCAGUAUACAGUAUCUGUUCUCUGUCUGACGUAGUAUGGAGCUGCGGCUUAGAGUAUUGGUUCUUCAUCCUUUGUAAUGUGUUCCCUGGGAAUCUGGUGGUGUUUUUUUUGUUUUGUUUUUCUGAGAAAUUAACCAUUGAAGUUGCUUGCAUUAUUUACCAUAAAUUAGUGUAAAAGUACCAGGUUUUUCCCACUAGAAGCCGCUGUUCCUGCUAUUGCCACACCCUUUUAUCAAUUUUGCUGGUCUCUUGUGUUUAUUAUGUGGAUCACAACAUUUUCUUUGCAACUUUGGGUAGAAAACCAAUAGCUUUAUAUCAUGAUAAUAUAAAUUGUGUGGUCAUCCUCACAAUUCAAGUCAGUCCUCCAUGAAAGCAAUUCAGUUUGUCAUUCUCUUAGGCUUAAUCUGUGUCCAGGAAACGGCCCCUCUGUGGUUUAUUCCCUUCAAAGAAGGUCUUGAUUAGUUAGACCAGGGAUGGAUAACUGCCGCAUGCGGCCCUCAGCCCCCCUUUUGUAGGCCCGCGGAUCAAUUUCUAAAAACGUGGCCCCAUCCCCCAAAAAAUAAGAAUUGUUUAGGAACUCUGUCGGGGUCUCAACUGUUGAGAGUUAGAAUAGUAGAAUACACAAGGUGCAAUUUAGAAAUGUGGUUGUGCAUCAGCAGUUUUUCACUCAAUUAGCCAUGUCAGCUAACAAUUUUUUGAUUGGCAAGUUAGUCUAGCCAGCUAUCUAAACUUGUAGUAAUCUUGACCGAAUAUCGACCGGGCACGCAGGGCACGUACAGGGGCCCUGACCUCCAGAUCACUCUCACUCAGAUAUCAUAUUAACAUGGCAUUAGUCAUGGCAAAAUCUGUAGAAUUUCGGGAAAUUAGCUUUAAAACUGCAAAAAUGAAUCUCCACUCCAUGGUAAAAUGGGUAGAAUUGCAUGAAAUAUACUUUAAAACAAAAAAUGUUCUCUCUGGCGUCAAGACAGGGGCCCCCAAAAGGCUAGGGCCUGCACUGGCUACUGGUAUAAUGCAUUUAGUGAAGUAGUUUAACUGCACAAAUGGAUUGUUUGCACAAAUCAGUUGACUGCAUGUGUGGGUAUGGAUGUGGGUACGCAGACCCCCGAGCCACUGCGGCCCCUCAUGAUGAGUUCAGAUAUUUUGUGGCCCCCACCCCCAUCAAAGUUGCCCAUCUCUUAGAGAGACCAUUCCUGGUGAACAAGCAAACCAUUAGGCUACAACAGUUCUAGUCGUUUCAAUGGUAAAAGUCCCAAACGCACACUGUAUAGUGUUUUGCAAUGGUGUUGGGUAGUCCUGAGCAUGCCUCAGGACUACCUGGCCUGAUGACUCCUUGCUGUCCCCAGUCCACCUGGUCGUGUUGCUGCUCCAGUUCCCACUCUUCUGCCUGCGGCUAUGGAACCCUGACAUGUUCACCUGCUGUUUUCAACUCUCUCUCUCUACUGCACCUGCUAUUUCAACCUCUAAAUGCCCGGCUAUAAGAGCCAAGUGACAUUUACUCCUGAUGUACUGACCUGUUGCAACCUCUACAACCACUGUGAUUAUUAUUUGACCCUGCUGGUCAUCUAUGAACGUUUGAACAUCUUGGAGAAAAAUCUGGCCUUAAUGGCCAUGUACUGUUAUAAUCUCCACCCGGCACAGCCAGAUGGGCACUGGCCACCCCUCAGAGCCUGGUUCUUCCUAGGUUUCUGCCUUUCUAGGUUUUCCUUGCCUUCUACAUCUGCAUUGCUUGCUGUUUGUGGUUUUAGUUUGGGUUUCUGUAUAGCACUUUGUGACAUCUGCUGAUGCAAAAAUUGGCUUUAUAAAUACAUUUGAUUGAUUGAUUGGUAAAUGUCAAUAGUCACACUACAUACAGUAUAGAGCUUUUUUGUAAUCAUUUUAUUUGAAAAACAUAUGACUGCCAUGCAAUGAUUUAUAAUUGUAUUAAUUUAUUUCUACUCUACAUCAAAGUUUUGGGCUUGUAGGAAAGGUCUUCAUAUGAGAAUUGCACCAUACAGAUAGCCCUCUCAGAGAGCUGCCAUUUGUUGGACUAUUCAAAUCGAAUCAAAUUUAAUUUGUCACAUGCGCCAAAUACAACAGGUUUAGACCUUACCGUGAAAUGCUUACUUAUGAGCCCUUAACCAACAAUGCAGUUCAAGAAAUAGAAAAUAUUUACCAAAUAAACUAAAGUUUAAAAAAGUAUAAAAAGUAACACAAUAAAAUAACAAUAACGAGGCUAUAUACAGGGGGUACAGGUUAGUCGAGGUAAUUUGUACAUGUAGGUAGGGGUAAAGUGACUAUGCAUAGAUACUGCACGUAGUCCCGUGUAGCUCAGUUGGUAGAGCAUGGCGCUUGCAACGCCAGGGUUGUGGAUUCGAUUCCCACGGGGGACCAGUAUGAAAAAAUUUAUGCACUCACUAACUGUAAGUCGCUACUGGAUAAGAACGUCUGCUAAAUGACUAAAAUGUAAAAUAAUAAAGUGUGAGUAGCAGCAGUGUAAAAACAAAGGGGGGGGCAUUUGAUUAAUUGUUCAACAGUCUUAUGACUUGGGAGUAGAAGCGGUUAAGGAGCCUUUUGGUCUAUGAGUUAGAGAGGAAUGUUAAUCAGCGUUAGAUUGAAGCAUUAGGUUGCUAAGAGAACUACAAACUGAAUUGCUUUCAUGGAGGAUUGGCUUGACUUGAUUUAUGUUAAUCAUGAGCAAAAGCUAUUGGUUUUCAACCGAAGUUGCAAAGAAAAUGUGAUCCAUUUAAUAACCAGAAGAGACCAGCUAAAUUGAUGGUUUGGGAUUAGUCGGACCGCAUAGUGAAGGAAACGCAGCCAACAAGUGUUCAGCAUAUGUGGGAACUCCUUCAAGACUGUUGGGAAAGCAUUCCAGGUGAAGCUGGUUGAGAGAAUGCCGGGAGGGUGCAGGGCUGUCAUCGGGGCAGGGGGUGGCUGUUUGAAGAGUCUCAAGUAUAGAAUAUAUUUUGAUUUUGUUUGGCACUUUUUUUGGUUACUACAUGAUUAGUGUAAGGAAGACCGACACAUUUGCAUUUAAAUGAAAAGAGGAAUGCCUUUCAUGCUUUUCUCAUGGGGCGGACAGGGAAGAACAGACUGUACAGAUACAGGGAGCUUUGUUGGAGUGGUGGACGUUUGCAGGGACAGUGAUGCUAACCAAGAAAGCCCACUUUCUGUCUCUAUUUCAUAGUUUUGAUGUCUUCACUAUUAUGUGGUCCUCUGUAGCUCAAUUGGUAGAGCAUGGCGCUUGUAACGCCAGGGUAGUGGGUUCGAUCCCCGGGACCACCCAUACGUAAAAAUGUAUGCUAAAUGGCAUAUUGUAUUAUAAAAGGGUGUGGCAGUAGCUGGAACAGCAGCAUCUAUUGGACAAAACCUGGUACUUUCACACUAAUUUAUGGUGAAUUAUGCAAGUGACUUAAAUUGCACAUUUCUCUGAACAGGGGGAAAAAAACAUACAUUACAUACAGUGCCUUCACAAAGUAUUCAUACCCCUUGACUUAUUCCACAUUUUGUUGUUACAGCCUGAAUUCAAAAUGGAUUAAAUAUAUUUUUUUCUCUCACCCAUCUACACACAAUACCCCAUAAUGGCAAAGUAAAAACAUGUUUUUAGACAUUUUUGCACAUUUAUUGAAAUACAUAAAUAUCUCAUUUACAUAAGUAUUCAUACCCCUGAGUCAAUACAUGUUAGAAUCAUCUUUGUCAGUGAUUACAGCUGUGAAUAUUUCUGGGUAAGUCUCUAAAAGCUUUGCACAUCUGGACAAUAUUUGCACAAAAUUCUUCAAGCACCGUCAAGUUGGUGGUUGAUCAUUGUUAGAAAGCAAUUUCCAAGUCUUGCCAUAGAUUUUCAAGCUAUUUAAGUCAAAACUGUGACUAGGCCACUCAGGAACAUUCAAUGUCGUCUUUUAAGCAACUCCAGUGUAUAUUUGGCCUUUGGUUUUAGGUUAUUGUCCUGCUGAAAGGUGAAUUUGUCUCUGGUGGAAAGCAGACUGAACCAGGUUUUCCUCUAGGAGUUUGCCUGUGCUUACCUCUAUUCCAAUUAUUUUUAUCCUAAAAAACGACCUAGUACUUGCUGAUAACAUGAUGCAGCCACCACUAUGCUUGAAAAUAUGAAGAGUGGUACUCAGUGAUGUGUUGUGUUGAAUUUGCCCCAAACAUAACACUUUGUAUUCAGGACAUAAAGUUAAUUUCUUAGCCAAAUUCUUAGCAGUUUUGCUUUAGUUCCUUAUUGCAAACAUGAUGCAUGUUUUGGAAUAUUUUUAUUCUGUACAGGCUGAGCAAGGAAGGACGUCUGUAUCUUUGUAGUGACUGGGUGUAUUGAUAACGUGUAAUUCAUAACUUCACCACGCUCAAAGGGCUAUUCAGUGUCUGCUUUUUUUUAUUUUGACCCAUUUACCAAAAUCCAGGCUGUAACACAACAAAAUGUAGAAAAAGUCAUGGGGUGUGUGAAUACUUUCUGAAGGCGCUGCAGGAUGGAGAACCAAUACUCCGAGCUGCAGCUCCAUACUACUUGUCAGACAUAGAGAACUGAUACUGUAUACUGGUUGUUGGGGUGGGGUGUGGGGGGUCCGUGGGUGGGUUUUGAACAUUUUAUUGGAUUUUAUGUCUUACUAAAUGGUAGGAAGAAGUUUGGUCCAAAUCGGAUGUUGAGUGCUAUAUGUAUUGAAUAUGUGAAUCCUAUAAAUUAACAAAAUGUUGCAAGAAAGCUAAUCUUAUCUGUUUCUAACUACAAAAACGAUUUCAGAACAAGUGUCACGGCUUGCUGAAAUGACAUGGAACAACUCCCCUGUGUAAGCUGUUUGGUUAAACAUCUAUUUGGUAAAGAAAGCCAGCAUGUUGUCAGCUUGAAUACAGUCAGUGCAGUAAGGGCACCGAGGUACAGUAUAAAGACCACAUGCUUUCUAUAGUACAGUAGUCGGUAACACUAUUCUUUGUUUAACAUGCAGUUGACAAUGACAUGUCGUUGAUAGUCUGUUGAUAGUUUGUUGAGCGUCUAUAGGUGGACUAUCCAAAUAAAGUGUUACCCACUACAUACGUAAGUCGUUCUUUAACCACCGUCCUUCAUCAUGUGUCUUCCAGGAAGAGGCGAUCGUGUCCCCAGUGGGCCCCCAGCGGAGCCGUAUGGACCGCUUGCUGGAGAUCCUGAACAGCAUGAGGAACAACAGUGCCGGGGUGGACGGCCAGCUCAGCUCCUUCAUGGAGGAGGCCCAGACCUCGGCCCAGUCAGAAGAGAGCCUGGCCCAGAUCGUCUCUACUAUCUAUGGCAAGGCCCUCAGCGACAGGAGCUUCGCCGCUACUGCUGCCAGACUCUGUGACAAGAUGGCCCUGUUCAUGGUGGAGGGGACCAAGUUUAGAUCAUUGCUACUCAAUACGUUACAGGUGAGAUGGAGGGAGGGAGGGGGGGUUAGGAGGGCGGGAUGAGGGGAGGUUGGUGGAGAGUGACGUCAUAGGGGUUGUGUGUGUGGGUACGUACAUGUUUUUCUGUCCACCCGUCCGUCUGUCUUUCAGCGUGUGUGUGUGUGGGGUGUCUGUCAGACAGUGAGUGUGUGUGAGUCGUGUCUAUCUCAGUGGGUGUGGAUGGUCCUAAUUGGUGUCAUUGGCCCUGUAGGCUGUGUGUGACGUGGGGAAAAUGUCAGUGGGCACAGAGCUAAUGAACAGCCUGGGAGGCCAUAGCCUGUGGGGGGGGGACGUCUGCCUAGCCUCACCCCAGAUAAUGUUUCUCCCCACCCACGUCUGCCCUGCCCACACUACGGCUCAGUGCCUCCCUGGGUGUCACGACUUCCCUCCCUCCUUUGGGAGCCAGACAGACGCUCCAUUGCAGACACAGUCUGGGCGCUAA
This is a messenger RNA of Coregonus sp. 'balchen', 8872 nucleotides long. The record is from the annotation of a GenBank genome assembly. Lineage: Eukaryota; Metazoa; Chordata; Actinopteri; Salmoniformes; Salmonidae.